AUGCGGGAGAAGGUGGGGCGCGCGGACUCAGCGGCUGUGUGAAAUGGCGGCUCUGAUUUGAAACACACUGAGGCGAUUCCAGUGAAUUUAGGAGAGAUUUUAAAACGGUUUGCUUCACUUGGAUCAGCCAGACAGUCGCGCAGAGGGAGAGAUCGGAACUGGUCCCGUAUUAAAGAGCAGGUGUGAUGGCGAAGAGGAUCGCUGAUAAGGAACUGACAGACAGGAACUGGGACCUGGAGGAGGAGGGAGAGGAGGCCGGGACGUUUUCUGUUGCGAGUGAGGAUGUGUUGAAGAGCCGCCCCAUAAAGAAAGCCAAACGCAGAAACACUGGAGGAGAGAGCGAAGGGGGAGGAGCUUUCAAAGGGUUUAAAGGCUUCUCCAUGGCAACAUCCUCAACCACGCCCUCCAGCAGCCUCACAGCGUUCUCCGGAUUCGGGGGUACCGGCAGCUUUAAAGGCUUUGGAGGCCUGAGCAACGGAACCGGCUCCACAGCUUCGUUUGGAGGAUUCCCGUCUGCUGCAAAGGCCGGUGUGGCGUUCAAUGGGCCCUCCUCAGCCCAGCCCGGCACUGACAUCGUGGCCCAGCAGACCAAUGGCUCCGCCCCCGGCCCUAGCCCCGCCCCCUGCAGCCGCAGCAGGGAGUACAGCCGGCAGCUGACGGCGCUCAACCAGUCGGUGCGCGACUGGAUCAGCAAGCAUGUGAACGACAACCCGCUGUGCGACCUCAACCCCAUCUUCAGAGACUACGAGCGCCACCUGGCCAGCAUCGAGCAGCAGUACGGCGCCGGCGCCGAGGAGACGCAGCAGGGAGACGCCUCCACUCCCCCUCCUCCUGCUCCCUCUUCAUCAUCCUCCUCUUCCUCAGUGGCUCUGUUCUCCUUCAGUAAAACCUCGACAGAAGAUCCGGGUCAGAAACGCUCCGGCUCGGCGCCGCUCCCUGCUGGCGUGUCCUUUAACUUCGGGCAGAAGGUGGACGCACCCGCCCUGGGGUCCUUGGCAUCCAAACCGUCCGUCCCCAGCUUCUCCUUCUCCUCCUCAUCCAAUCAGAGCUCCCCGUUCGGAGCAGCUGGACCCUCGGCUGCAUUGUCCUUUGGCGGGACCAAAACUUCAGAUGCUCCAGCUGCAGACGACAAAGACGAAGAAUCGGAGGAGCCUCCCAAACCAGAGGUCAAGGAGGUCAAAGAGGACGACGCCUUCUACUCUAAGAAGUGUAAGUUAUUCUACAAGAAGGAGUUGGAGUUCAAAGAGAAAGGCGUGGGAACGCUGCACCUCAAACGCACCGCAGAGGGGAAGACCCAGAUGAUCAUCAGAGCCGACACCAACCUGGGAAACAUUCUGCUGAACAUCCUUGUGCCGCCCACCCUGCCGUGCUCGCGGGUCGGGAAGAACAACGUCAUGGUGGUCUGUGUGCCGAACCCGCCCGUCGACGACAAGAACCCGAGCGUGGCCGUCCCCCUGCUGAUCCGAGUGAAGACCGCAGAGGACGCCGACGAGCUCCACAAGACGCUGGAGGAGAAGAAACGCUGAGGUGGAACCAAGCGGCGCCGCCUGAGCCUCCCUGACCCGACCCAGUCACCCUCACUCUGUUCCAACUCAUCCUGCUAAAUCAGCUGUUCAGUCAUCAUGCUGUGAAAUGUUUUUGUUUAAAUCUGAAACAGGUCGUAGUGCGACUACAUUCCCUCUGGGUCCACGCUGCCGUCCCAGUUCUGUUCCGACCGAACGGAUCGGGACCGGAGCGCGGAUCCAAACGAGUCGGUUUGUUGGAGGAAAUUGAGGAGGGCGGGUGGACCUCCAAACAAAGGGCCAGUCGAUUUGGUUUUACAAAUUAUACACCUGCAGUAAUAUUUGUUUUUAUAUAUAUUUUAAGGAGCGUUUAGAGUGAAUCUGCUGAGUGAAUGUUCUGGAAACUAUUUAUUGUGUCUGCAGGAUUUUUACUCUGACAGAAGCUCGAGUGAAACGGUGUGGGAGUGAAUCAGAACACUUUUACUCUGUUGUCCUGUAAGCACGAACUGUGGCUUUCCAAGUGUCCUUUGUUUGGCCUUCAGGAUGAGACUCAUUUGUAAAGAAUAAAAGGAAACAAACGAU
This is a messenger RNA of Xiphophorus couchianus (Monterrey platyfish), 2084 nucleotides long. It is a transcript of the gene nup50, whose product is annotated as nucleoporin 50. The record is from RefSeq and is a predicted model, not a curated record. Gene Ontology annotation, biological process: protein import into nucleus. Bases 186 to 1526 code for a protein of 446 amino acids. The transcript is spliced from 8 exons. Lineage: Eukaryota; Metazoa; Chordata; Actinopteri; Cyprinodontiformes; Poeciliidae. Gene Ontology annotation, cellular component: nuclear pore.